UUCUGAAAGCUGUGUUUAGCGUGCUGUUCCUGCACUGCCAGCUGUGCGGGUUUGGGCUUCAGAGGAGCGUGCGUUGCCACCUCUCCCUUCUGGCUGGACUAAGAAGCUGCACCGGUUUUGCGGUUCCUGCUGCAUCGGCAGAAUCCGAUGGCGGUGGCCACUUGGAGCAACCUGGCUCAGCAGGACUUUGUGACUUUUGAGGAUGUGGCCAUCUUCUUCUCCAAGGAAGAGUGGAGGCUCCUUGAUGAGGCUCAGAGGCAGCUGUAUCUUCAUGUGAUGCUAGAGAACUUUGCACUUGUAACUUCAUUGGAUUGCUGGCAAGGAAUGGAGAACGGAAAGCUACCUUUUGAUCAGGUUUCUGUAGAAGGAUUGUCACUGGUCAGGACCCCAAAAGCAAGUCCAGCUAACCAAGAGUCUCACCCAUGUGAUAUAUAUUUGCCAGUCUUGAAAGGCAUGUUGCACCUGGUUCAUCAACUUAGGCAGAAAUCAAACCUUUCCCAGGAACAGAAUCAUCCCAACACAGAAAAUACCUUGAAAAGAAACUCAUAUAUGGCCUCACUGGUGAAGAAUUGCAGAAUCCGUGGGUCACAAAAGACCUUUCCCUCUGCAGAAGUUAGAAACAACUUCCCAGAUGCAUUGGAAAUUAUCCCUCUACAGACCAUUCCCAUUUGUGAGCAACCAAACCUAAUCACUGAAUGUGGAAAGGGCUUUCAAACUAGAAUAGGAUAUUCCAAGCAGAGUGAACACAGAGACGCCUCUAACCUUAAACACACUCAGGAUCACCACCCAAGAUCCAAUGCUGGAAAAAGACUUUCUGAGUCUACUAAAUGUGGGAAAGUCCACCACCAUAAAAGCUCUUUUACUCAUCCCAACGGAGUCCCUGGUAGAGAAAAGUCUUACAAAUGCAAUGAAUGUGGAAAGUCUUUUAGACAGACCUCCCACCUAAAUAACCACCUCAGAAUUCACACAGGUGAAAAGCCUUAUGAGUGUGGUGAAUGUGGGAAAUCAUUUACCCAAAGAGAUACCCUCAUUAAACAUUAUAGAGUUCAUACAGGAGAAAAACCCUACGUGUGUGAUGAAUGUGGAAAAUCCUUUAGGCAAAUUUCCAACCUUACUGAACACCACCGAAUCCACACUGGAGAAAGACCCUAUGAGUGUGUUGAAUGUGGGAAAUCCUUCGGAUGCAAAUCAACUCUUGUUCGGCACCAGAGAAUUCAUGCAGCUGAAAAGCGUUAUGAAUGUGAUGAAUGUGGGAAAUUCUUCACACACAGCCAUAGUCUGCUUGAACACCAGAGGAUUCACACUGGAGCAAGGCCUUAUGGGUGUGAUGAGAAUGAGAAAUCUUUUAGCCAAAGAGACACUUCCAACAAACACCACAAAACUCACACUGCAGAAAAGCCUCAUGUGUGCAGCUGUUGUGGGAAAGCAUUCAUUUAUAAAUCUAAGCUUGUUCGACACCAGAGAUCUCACACUGGAGAGAAGCCAUUUGAGUGCAAAGAAUGUGGGAAGUUUUUUCAAGAAAGCAAUGGUCUUAUGCAACACCAGAAACUUCAUACUGGAUUAAAGCCUUUUAAGUGUGGCCAGUGUGGACCCCUUUGUCCAGCGAUAGGGGAUGAAGAAUAUGAAGGAGCGGUUCUAGAAGUAGCAUUCAUUGCACACUGGGCGCUGGCGGCGACAGCUUUGCCCAAGUCCCGGUCCCCGUCACCCUGCCAUCUGCGCUCGCCUUAGUUGGAUGACUGUGCCCACGUUCAUGCACCAGGCUUAGGUAUCCAUUACUGAAGAAGUGGAUAUGGCCCUCAUGCAGGUGAGGAGAGUGUGUCAGACUGUCACUACUCAUGACCUUGUCCCGGGCCAAAGAACACUUAACAAACCCAAGCACAGGGUCCUCAUUCAAUAUUGGGAGUUCUUUGAAGUAGUUCCUAAUGGUAACAGACAACAGAAUGAGGUUGACUCAAGCACUGGAAUGUGUAAAUGUUUGGAGAUGAGUCUGACAUCAUGCACAGAUUCACCCCAAGUGUUUUCUUCUGUGGGAAUGAAAGGAAGCACGUUAGGAUUCAGACCUAGAAUGAAUUGAGAUCUAGGUAUCUGUUUUGGAGUGAUGAGAACAAUGGGACACUUAAAAAAGGAAAGAGGAGGGAGCUGACCUAAUGUUCGUCCUAUCAGUCUCCAUGUCCCUGUGUCAUGGAGAACCCAGUUGUGAGGGAGGCGGUAAGAAACCUUUGGAGGAUGCUGCUCUAAUAAUCCAGGUGAGUGUUAACAGUGACUAGAGCAGGGUGAAAGUAGAGGAGGUGGUAGCAGUCUACAUUAGUUUUGUAAUUAGUGCUGCUUAGGGUCUCAGCUUUUAAAGAGGGGAAUUUAGUACUCAAAUAUUGGUACAGCCUCCAGGAUAGUGGUUCUCAACCUUCCUAAUGCUGUGAUCGAUGAAUACAGUUCCUCAUGGUGUAGUAACUCCCAACUAUAAAGUUAUCUUCGUGGCUACUUCCUAAGUGUAAUUUUGUUACUGUUAUGAAUCAUAGAUCAGAACUACAUGUUUUCUGAUGGUCUUAGGCAACCCCUGCACAAGGGUUGUUAAGCCCCCUCAAAGGGGUCAAAGUCCACAAGUUGAGAACUGCUGCUCUAAGAGUUUCAGAUCGAGAAGGGUGGAAACUCCAUCAAAUGCAGGUUCAUUUUCAUUGAGCAUAUUUUUUAAUCAUUUUUAGCUACUUCUAAGUUAUUUCAAAGACCAGUGAAGGAACACAUCAUAUGGGUGGGUGGCCUUCUAUGUCUGGAAUCUGGGAAGUGGCUUGAGUGGAUACAUCUUAAAAAAUGCUGGUCAGUAUUUAGCCCAAACAUGUAGCUGUGCACUGUAAUCAGGAGUAGUUCUAUUUCUCACAGUAGUACUAAUGAUAGCUACUCAGGAAAGGUGGGGCUAUGACUGAGUCUUGGGGACCUAGGUAGAAGUGAUAGGCAUUAGAAACACAAUUGUGAGAGAAGUAGACAGAGAAGUAGAGAUAGAUGACAUGAGGAAGAGUAUGAUCAAAGUUUCUAAGGCAUGGGGCAAUAAGGCAGUCACAGUGCCAGCAAUACUAAGAGGGUGGCCCAAGGCCAGGACUGAAAGGUUUCAUCUCCUCAAAAUUCUGUUGGUGAAUUCUAACUUGUGUGGCCUUUGAGAGGUAAUUAGAUUAUGAGGAUAGGUCCUUUUUAUGUGGGAUUAGUGGGUGCCCUUGCAACAGCAUGCCAGGAAACUAGCUUGUGCUUUUCCCACCAUUUGAGAAUACCAAUGGAAAUCAGUGGUCUAUCACCAUGGAACAGGAUCUUCACCAGAAACUGCCAAUAAUGGCUCCUUGACAUCAGACUUAAAGCCUUCAGAUCUAUGAGAAAUACAUGUCUGUUUAUUAGCCACCCAGUGGAUGGUCUGUUGUUAAAGUACCCAAACUAAGACUCCAAAAGUAGUGACUAUUCUUUAUGCUAUAGGCUUACUGAAACUUUCUUGUGUAUAUGUCUACAGUAUUUCAUGCAGGCAGAUGGGUAAUUUUAGGAGCACAAAUCUGCAUCUGUGAGUUACUAAAUAUGGGGUCGAGAGCCACUGAUGUUUUGAACCAUUUCUUAGGAAUGAUUAAGAACAAAAGUAAGACUGUGAUUGUCUAGGGAAUGUGAAGAUCGGCAGACGUAGAAGAAUGCUGUGUGAGACUGCAAGCAAUCCUGAGUAGCUAUGAUUGAAGCA
This is a messenger RNA of Onychomys torridus (southern grasshopper mouse), 3703 nucleotides long. Its product is annotated as zinc finger protein 416-like. The record is from RefSeq and is a predicted model, not a curated record. The transcript is spliced from 5 exons. Lineage: Eukaryota; Metazoa; Chordata; Mammalia; Rodentia; Cricetidae. Gene Ontology annotation, biological process: regulation of transcription by RNA polymerase II. Gene Ontology annotation, molecular function: DNA-binding transcription factor activity, RNA polymerase II-specific; RNA polymerase II cis-regulatory region sequence-specific DNA binding. Bases 148 to 1728 code for a protein of 526 amino acids.